AUGGCUAUUACUUUUCACCUUCAUAACAUUUAAAAUAUUUAACAAAACGAUUGCAGUAGAAAUAUAACAUCCGGAAAUAAAGUUUCGGGGAAAAUGUUUCCGAAAAUUUCAUUUGUAGUUUUUUUAUCUACUGUGUUAUGUUUAACAUCAUUUAUAAAUGCUGUGCCAGUUGAAACAAUACGUGAAUCAAGAGUUGAGGACAUACCAGACUGGACAGAACCACCACCACACCCUUUCACAAAAAGUGAUUGUUUGCUGCCACCUCAAAUUGGUGGUCAAAUAAGAGUGUGUAUGGCUUACUUUAUCAAAUAUCAUUUUGAUGAUGCUACAAAAACUUGCAAAACAUUCGUUUACGGAGGUUGUCUUGGUAAUAAUAAUCGUUUUGAAACUGAAAAAGAAUGUUUAGACGCUUGUUUAUAAAACAUUUCAAUAAUAUAUUAUUUUACUAUUAAAUAAAAUAUUAAAAUUAAGAGCUGCAUAUGAUGCUUAUUUUGUGUUUAAAAUUUCAUUAAAACCGGUCACCAAAAUUCAACUAUUAUUUUUUGCAUUGAUGAAACUAUGUACUCUUAACUAAUUAUUUAAAUUAAAUUUUUUAAUAAAUUAAUUUUUGGUUAUUUUGUUCUUUGAUUUUUUUAUUAUUCAUUAAAAUUAUUUUUAUUUAUAUACAAUUGAUAUCUAAUGAUUCUAUGGUCAAAUUUUUUUUUUAAUUUUUGAUUUGAGAUUGUAAACAUUUUAAGUGUAAAUAAAAGUAUUAUAUUAUAAUUGUCUUCUUGUGAAAGACAACUGGGUACAGUACACAUUUUGCAGCUCUUUAGAAAAAUCAGACUGUUUUUAUAUGAUUUCAUUUUACUUAAGUUAGAUGGGAUAACUUCACAAUGAAAAAUAUCAUAAAUGUAUAUUUUUUCUCCAAUGACAAAUGAUUUUGAAAAUUUCAGGUUCAAAUAUUCUGUAUAUUGUGUUUAUUUUUUAGAGUAUACUUUGGCCAAAAUUAAUUUUUAGCUUUAUAAAACUUUUAAAACAAUUCCUUAACCAUAGAAAAUGUAAACCCUAAUAAUUUUUUAAAUAAAUCAAAUAGUUUUAACUUCA
Daktulosphaira vitifoliae (grape phylloxera) is the source of this 1086-nucleotide messenger RNA. RefSeq names its product kunitz-type serine protease inhibitor bitisilin-2-like. The coding region runs from base 94 to 420 and encodes 108 amino acids. Gene Ontology annotation, molecular function: serine-type endopeptidase inhibitor activity. The record is from RefSeq and is a predicted model, not a curated record. The transcript has 2 exons. Lineage: Eukaryota; Metazoa; Arthropoda; Insecta; Hemiptera; Phylloxeridae.